Naegleria gruberi is the source of this 1042-nucleotide messenger RNA. Its product is annotated as rabGTPase-activating protein. The transcript has a single exon. Bases 1 to 1011 code for a protein of 336 amino acids. NCBI's taxonomy places the organism in Eukaryota, Heterolobosea, Eutetramitea, Acrasida, Naegleriidae. The record is from RefSeq and is a predicted model, not a curated record.
AUGUAUAAGAAGUGGUAUAAGAAUGGUAUUCCAAGUCCUUUGAGAAGUAAAAUGUGGGUGGCUUCUCUAGGAAAUGAGUUACAAAUUACUCCUGGUCUAUAUGAAAUUCUGAAAGAUAAGACAAAUCAACCUUCAACUAUGGAAAGACAAUGUUCAAGUAUUGAUCUAAUUUCUGUGGAUUUAUCAAGAACUUUCCCUGCUCUCCAAUUUUUCCAAUAUCCUGAUGGUCCAUACUAUCAACCAUUUAAAACAAUUUUGGAAUGUUAUUCAAAGUUUAGACCAGAUAUUGGCUACGUACAAGGAAUGAGUUAUAUGGUAGCAACAUUAUUACUUUAUAUGGAUGAAUAUGAUGCAUUUGUUUGUUUUUGUAACUUGUUACAUAGAUCAAAAUGUAAUUCUAACCCUCUAGCUAUGAGUUUAGUUGGAACACCAGCAGGAUCUGCUUCAUCUUCUGCCACUACAUCUUCUGCUUCUGCUGCAUCAGUGGUGUCUUCAAUUUUGUUUGGACCAAAGAAGAGAACUGCAGAAUUCACUUCCAAUUAUCAUACACUCUAUACCAGCAAUCAUUUCAUUCCAUUUUUUACUAUGAACACUGAUUAUAUUGAUAAGAAUGUGAAAUUUGUACGAAUACUAUUAAGAGAACAUCACGCACAACUUUACAAGCACUUGGUUGUGGAUUUGGGAGUUGAAUUCGCAGUAAUUAUAAUAGACUGGUUCCUUACAUUGUUUAGUAAAUCUCUUCCACUUGAUGUGGUUGCAAGAAUUUGGGAUGGUUAUCUAGUUCAUGGUAGACUUUACAUGUAUUCUUGCACAAUGGGAAUAUUGAUCUAUUACCAAAAGGAAUUACUUUCUGCUGACUAUGAACGAGUUAUGUAUUUCUUAACUCAUUUAUCUACAGCCACCAAUCAAUUCGAAACAUUGGAUGUGGAAGAAAUGUUUUCAAUUAUAAAUACAGAUUGUAGAUUAAGUGAGAGACGUAUCAAUAAGUAUAUUAGAAUGAUGGAAAAAUAAACAGUUCCAUCAUUUCUGGAACAAUUUUGUG